AUGACCGCCGCCGACGCGCCGGGCGACGACUCGUCCGAUGACGAGAUCGUCAAGCCAAAACCCAAGCGCGGGCUUCGAGGGAUGCUCCUGCAGUACAUGCUCUACGACGUCCUCAUUCGACCGACGAGUUGGCACUUCGCGACUCUGCACGACGACGAGCGCGAGCGCGCGUGGUCCGACUCCAUCGCGUCCGCGUGCGCGUCCACGGAGGGCGCGGUGUACGUGAUAAGCAACCCGAGCGAGCUCCCGAGCGUGCCGAUAUUCGCGUCCGCGAUCGUGCGCGACGCGAUGCCGUCCAAGCCGCGGUUCGUGCACGUGCUCGAGCCGCGGCGACCGAUCGCAUCCGCGCUGCGCGCGUGCGUGAAGGAGUGCGCGCUCGACGGCGUGACGCGAGUCCUCCAAGCGAGCGCGGGGGUGUACCGUCCGAACCCGAAAGCGCGCCCAGAAGCGCCCGGGGGGUUCGCGCGCGUGCUCCUCGUCCCCGGCGUCGAGGACAUCGCGAGCGUCGGCAAGGCGUUCGAGGACGCGAUCGAGGCGAGGGAAAACGUGAUCGCGCCCGACGCGACGGUGCUGCCGUCCGCCGUGAGCGUCCGAGCGCUGGGGGUGACCAUCCCGGCGCAGACGGACUUAGUUCGCGCGCCGCUGGGGACGGUCUCCGGGUUCGACCUGAGCGAGUUCAACGUCUUUCGAGGCGAAGCCCCGGUGGACUUGGUGCGCCUGAGCGACGUCAAACACGCCACGGUGACGCGCGAGGCGGAGCUCGCGCGCGUGUCCUUGCAAGCUCCGCUCGUGAUGGGCGAGGACGGCGAGGCGCGCCUCGACGGGAUGAACCUGGAGUGCCUCGCGCUGGAUCUCGAAGCGAUCGAGGACGGCGAGCUCACCGCGGUCGCGCUGUGGACGGACUGUCAGAUGGUCGGCGGCGUCCUCAGCGGCGGCGAAGGGCGGAGAUCGCGGCGCCAGAUGGUGAGCUUCCUCGCGACGCCGGCGCGCGUGACGCGAGGGUCGACCGUGCGUCUUCGGGGGAAGUACGAUCCGUCCACGGGCCACUUCACGUUCGUGAACGCGGAAGCGGACGCGCCCCCGCCGCCGCCGAAACCGACGACGACGACGACGCCCGCGGGCGAGAGCCCCCUCGCGAAAGGCGUCAGCGCGUCCGUCGAGCGGUGGCACUUCCCGAUGAUCAACGACGAGCGAAGGAACCGCGCGUACGACGCCGCGAUUCAAAAGUGCAUGGCAUCUGGAUCGCACAAGGUCGUGGACAUCGGCGGCGGGUCUGGUCUCCUCGCGAUGAUGGCCGCGCGAGCGGGCGCGGAGGAGGUGAUCACCGUCGAACGCGUCGGGGACAUGGCCGAGUGCGCGCGCGCGGUGCUCGCGUCGAACGGCUUCGCGGAGAAGAUUCGCGUCGUGCACGGGUCGUCGUUAGACCUGACCCCGGAGACGCUCGGGUUCGCGGACGGCGCGAGGCCCACGGUGGUUUUGUCCGAGGUGUUAGACGACGGUCUCUUGGGCGAGGGCGUGAUACCCACGGUAGCGCACGCGCGAAGGGAGCUCGCGGCGCCGGGCGCGUUGGUCGUCCCCGCCGCCGCGAAAGUGUACGCGAUGGUCGUGUCCAUGCCGCCGCAGCCGGAGCCGAUCGUCAUGCCCGCGAGCUCGACGCCGGUCGGCGGCGGCGCGUCUCGGUGGUCCGCGUACGACACCCUGCGACCGCCGGAAGUGAAGAAGUACACGUCCGUGAGAGCGGACCGGGUGAAGUUUACGCCGUUGUCGGCGCCGUUCGAGGUGUUCGGUUUCGACUUCGACGCGCCUCUCGACGACCCGGCGUCGAUGGCGGACUACUCACGCGAGAGCGACGUCGUCGUCGACGCGACCUCGAGCGGGACCGCGAACGCGGUCGUGUUCUGGUUCACGCUGACGCUGAACCGACCGACGGAGGAGGACGCGCCUGCGGACCUGUGCACGUACCCGGCGAUGACGGCGACGUGCGGCGCCGUGGAGAGCAGUCGGUGCUGGAACGAGGCGCUGCAGUUUUUGACGCCCGCGAGCGUGGAGGCGGGGAAGUCUGUUCUUUAG
Micromonas pusilla CCMP1545 is the source of this 2070-nucleotide messenger RNA. RefSeq lists its product as uncharacterized. The coding region runs from base 1 to 2070 and encodes 689 amino acids. The transcript is spliced from 2 exons. Gene Ontology annotation, biological process: peptidyl-arginine methylation. NCBI's taxonomy places the organism in Eukaryota, Viridiplantae, Chlorophyta, Mamiellophyceae, Mamiellales, Mamiellaceae. Gene Ontology annotation, molecular function: protein-arginine N-methyltransferase activity. The record is from RefSeq and is a predicted model, not a curated record.